Uncinocarpus reesii 1704 is the source of this 1659-nucleotide messenger RNA. RefSeq lists its product as uncharacterized. The coding region runs from base 1 to 1659 and encodes 552 amino acids. Lineage: Eukaryota; Fungi; Ascomycota; Eurotiomycetes; Onygenales; Onygenaceae. The transcript has 2 exons. The record is from RefSeq and is a predicted model, not a curated record.
AUGCCAGAGGAAGGCAAAAGCAAGGCCGCUCUCGCCCGGGAUAUCAACAAUCUAGUCACCCUUGCAAGUACAACCAAUGUCGAGCCCAUGUGCUACUCUCAUCAGGCACAGGCCAACUGGCCAAGAACCAAGUUCUCCCAGAGAUUCACGCUGCAAGAUGCGAUUGCGACCGUGCUACUCGAUGGACGCCGUGGAGAAAUGUACGCAGUUGGGCUACAGGUUGACCACGACGAGGACCCGUCGAAGAGAGCAAUUGUCGCGUACAUAUCCACCAACCAGAAAGUCACGCUGGCGAAAACAAUCUACCUCGAAGACGUUUUCAACAUCUUGCAGAAACGCGCCAGAGUCUACGAGGACUUUUUGACCAAGAAGACCCUGUUUGAGCAGCAGUGCAGCCGGGCAGAGGCAGGGGGCCCGAAGGUGACAGUUGAAGAGCCCAGCUUGUCACCGAAUCUUCUGCACGAUUUGAUGCGAUUGGUUUACCGUCACUGUUUUAAGGGCUGGAUUAAAUCCAUUCACAACUCCAUUGCCGACAUGAAUCGGUUCAAGGCCACCAUGAUGAGUAUCGUUGGCGAUGGCCUGGAUGGAUCAGACCCAAACUUCUACUUGUGGCUCGAACCUUUGACCUAUCUUAUUGAGCAAUUCGACUGGGUUUAUGAAUCCACUGAUUCUUACCUCCAGCAAGAACGCGAUCCUAGGGACCUUGUGUCACACCCAGAUUUCGUUUCCAAAAUAGACCGUUUGGAGUCGGCAUACAGAGUGUUUGAACGUGAUAGAGAGGCUUUGGACAAGAUUGAGGAAUGGCAUGCACUCAACCAGGAUACCGAGGAGCCCAUCACCACGCAUCUCAGGCGCUUUGUCGAUUUCCAAAUCGCAAUAGAGCAGCUCAUCCGCGUUUCCCAGCUGCCCAAAGCAAUUCACUUUUUAAGAGACAAGUCCCUUGAAAUAGUCUACAUUGACGAUUUCAACAAGCUACCCAUCAAAACCACCCUUCCCACCGACGUCGGCAGCUGGGAGGCCAUUCUCGCCCAGGCACUUGAAUACAACGACCUCAGAAUCAAACCAGAUCAAAAAGCCGGCGUCGAUCGCCACCUCGCCGCCCUGAGCGAGAUCGCUUCACGGCACCCCACGGGCCGCAAACCCACCGUGCACCCACCCACCCAGCUCCUCCAGUUCUUCGCGACUCACCAGAUCCACCCGCCACCACUGAGCAUCAUCGGCAGCUCCCAGCCCGUCUGCGCGGCGUGCGCCUCCCUCUUCACGGCCUGGCACUGCCUGUUCGAGUACCCGAGCUACAUCUCACGCGCGUCCGACGGACGGUACCCGUUUCCAUGGAACGUUCCGACCGAAUGGGUUGGGUCCAGGAUCGGGGAUGAUCGCGAUGUGUUGGAAAUGGUGUAUAGUAGACUUGCGGAACGAUUGGGCACCGCCUUGUCUGACGCGGGCAUAGCCGAGCCCGCAGGAAGCGAAGAUUCGCAGGCGGAGGGAGUGCGGGAGGGGGGCAAUGAGCUGGGCAGUAAGGACAGUGGUGGGGGAAUGGAAGGACAUGAUGCGUGGGACGUAGGGAGGGAUGAAAAGUCCGACAUCAAUGUCGAAGUGGUGGUGGUUGCGCCGGAGGAGGAUGAAGGCGAUGGGAGGUUGGUUACGAUCAUGGAGUAG